CAGUGGAGGAGUGCGUGGGUGUUUUGCACCAAACGAGCGCUUAUCGACGUCGAUUGAUUAAGGGAUGGAAAGGGUUAACCUCCUGAAACAAACUAUUUCUCAUUUUCCACCAUCGGAAAAAUCCAAUUAAGGCAGUAACGCGAUUAGUCCGGGUGAUAUUUUCUAGUAAUCGAUUGCUUGGACGAUAUAUGUUUCAACAAACGAUAAAUUUGACAAUCACGUGGAAAGUGUAAAUAAACAGUGCGCACAGCAAAUGCUAAGUUGAACGUUCAAUGCGGAAAAGUCAAGUGAUGAUUGGGAAAGUCGGGAGGAAUACCUUGGGAGGUUGUGACGUUACAAAUGUUUGUGUUUUUGUGGAUACUGCUUUGGGUGGGUUUUCGACGUGCCGAGGCUUACAUAGAAACAGUCUUCGUCAGCGGCUGUGAGUCCUGCAAGCUCUACUUGACCUGCCGUCACCUCACGUCGAUCAUCGCCGUUUUGGAGGCUGAUUUCACACCCGAUUAUAACGAUACAAAUACCACAGCUUUAGCUCCUACCUAUUUUCCACCGGUGCAUCCAAGACAAGCAUUAAAUAAAAGGUGUUCAGGAGUGAAUCACUGCAGUUUCAUUUUCACCGAGGAUUGCCCCGAUGCGCACUUGUGGGGGGCUGGUCAGCUGAGAGUUAAGUACGUCUGCAUAUCAGAAAACGAGAUUAGGAAGUUCUGUAACAGCGAAAUCCUCCUGCCCGAGUUCGGCUCCACCCUCCCCACCGAGGGCUUCAUUCACAACCCUGGCUAUCCGCGAUUCUACUCUAGCCAACGAGAAUGCCGCUGGAAGAUACGAGCCCCUCGCGAACAGCGCAUCCGUGUCAGGAUUUUGGACAUUUCCAUCACUGCCGACAGGGUAACUCCUCCUGACGAAUGCAGCGACCGGCUUGAGAUCCUCGACUCGGGUCAACUGGUCCAAACGACGUGCAAACCCCAAGAACCCCCUUUGGAAGUGGUGUCGGAGAGCGAGUUCGUGGAGGUUGUUCUCGUCUCGGCACACUCACUAGUGCCUCUCAGAGGCGUGCUUAUACACUACACUGCCGUCGGCUGUCCCACCCCCGACACCCCUGAAGACGGGUAUCUGGUUUAUCGGAACGAGACAGCUGCAGAGUACAGAUGCUGCAUCAAUCGGGCCUUUGAAGACGACGGACAAAGGACCAAAAUCAUCAACUGCGAGGGGACGAAAUGGGACGUGGACCUGCCCCUACCUAACUGUACGAAAAAACUUCGCUUAAAGCCACUGCUAACCGUUCAAGACAUUGGAAAAUCGAAAAAUAUCGAAAUGGUUUCUGAUGUUUUAGCACCGGCCUUGCUCAUAGCAGCUUUAUUUUUGAUAAAUUUUAUAGUUCUCUUUUACAUUUAUAAAAUUAAGCAAAAGCACGCUGAAGAAUAUGCCGAUGAAGAAUUAGGGACGUUACCAUUGUCAAGUUGUGAGAAAACCUCGCCUUGAAUUAUUUAUUUGUAGAAAUGACACUUUUAUAAUAAAAGUUUUAUUUAAA
Molecule: messenger RNA, 1525 nt
Organism: Tribolium madens (black flour beetle)
Lineage: Eukaryota; Metazoa; Arthropoda; Insecta; Coleoptera; Tenebrionidae
Exons: 8
Coding region: 340-1476 (378 amino acids)
Source: RefSeq, a predicted model, not a curated record